UACGAAAUCCUCUAAAUCCCUAGCCUCUCCAUCCUACUUAGGAAUCACAAGAAAUUUAAGAUUUCUCUGUAGAGAUAGAUGGCACCGAAGGCAGACAAGAAACCAGCUGAGAAGAAACCCGCGGAGGAGAAGAAGUCCGUUGCUGAGAAGGCUCCUGCCGAGAAGAAGCCGAAAGCCGGCAAGAAGUUGCCUAAGGAAGCCGGUGCGGCGGCUGGUGACAAGAAGAAGAAGCGGACGAAGAAGAGCACAGAGACCUACAAGAUCUACAUCUUCAAGGUGCUGAAGCAGGUCCACCCUGACAUCGGGAUCUCAAGCAAGGCCAUGGGUAUCAUGAACAGUUUCAUCAAUGAUAUCUUUGAGAAGCUUGCACAGGAAUCCUCCAGACUGGCUAGGUAUAACAAGAAGCCCACAAUUACGUCGAGGGAGAUCCAGACUGCUGUGAGGCUCGUGCUACCUGGUGAGCUUGCUAAGCACGCGGUGUCUGAAGGGACUAAGGCUGUGACCAAAUUCACCAGCUCUUGAAGCGUUGUUGGCCCGGUGGUUGGAAUAUCUCUCUCCUGUGUAUGUGUGAUUAGGUUUAGAAAUGUCAAGACGUAGGCUAGGGGUUUAGUGUGAUGUGUACCUUUUUCUAUUACUGAUGUUGUUAGGGUUUGUUAUGUCUUCAAUUUGGAUCUGGUUGGUCCACAUGGCUAUGGUAAAAUGGAAUACAGUUUCGUGAAAUUUGUGCAGUUUGUUGACAA
Molecule: messenger RNA, 740 nt
Organism: Tripterygium wilfordii
Lineage: Eukaryota; Viridiplantae; Streptophyta; Magnoliopsida; Celastrales; Celastraceae
Product: histone H2B
Exons: 1
Coding region: 79-522 (147 amino acids)
Biological process (GO): nucleosome assembly
Cellular component (GO): nucleosome
Molecular function (GO): structural constituent of chromatin; DNA binding; protein heterodimerization activity
Source: RefSeq, a predicted model, not a curated record